This is a messenger RNA of Haemorhous mexicanus (house finch), 1713 nucleotides long. RefSeq names its product apolipoprotein D (gene APOD). The transcript is spliced from 5 exons. The record is from RefSeq and is a predicted model, not a curated record. Gene Ontology annotation, biological process: lipid transport; brain development; tissue regeneration. The coding region runs from base 197 to 766 and encodes 189 amino acids. Lineage: Eukaryota; Metazoa; Chordata; Aves; Passeriformes; Fringillidae. Gene Ontology annotation, molecular function: cholesterol binding.
UCCAAGGCAGCUGACUGGCCUGCCAAAAAACCUAAACACAUCGAGGACCAGGGAGUGGCUUGUGCCAGAGCUGAAUAAUGAUGAUCCCAGCACACUUAUAAAGGGAAGCAGAGAGCUCACCACAGAGCUGUUCCUGUGGAGCAUCACUGCGCCUCAUCCACCAAGGUGCAUUUCCCACCUGCAUCCCAGUGCAGCCAUGCUGGGCACGGCAGUGCGGCUCUCAGUCCUGCUCAGCCUCUUCAGCGUUGGGAAAGGCCAGAUGUUUCAUGUGGGACCAUGCCCAGAUCCAUCAGUUCAAGAAGAAUUCGAUAUCAACAAGUAUUUGGGGAAAUGGUACGAGAUAGAGAAGCUGCCCUCAACUUUUGAGAAAGGAAGCUGCAUCCAGGCAAAUUACUCAUUGAAGGAGAACGGGAAGUUCAAGGUGAUCAACAAGGAGAUGCUUGCCAAUGGCAAAAUCAAUGAAGCUGAAGGAGAACUCAUGCACAUGGAUGUAAAGCAGCCGGCCAAGCUGGGCGUCCGCUUUAACUGGUUCAUGCCUGCUGCCCCUUACUGGGUCAUCUCCACUGACUAUGAAAAUUACUCCCUGGUUUACUCCUGCACGAACAUCCUCUGGCUCUUCCACAUGGACUAUGCCUGGAUUCUGUCAAGAGCUCCUGACAUGCACCCAGAAACUGUGGAGAACCUGAAGAGUGUUCUCCAGUCCUACAAGAUCGACACUGAUAAAAUGAUGCCCACUGACCAAGCCAACUGCCCUGCUGAGAUGUAACUCCUGGCAUGCAGUGACACAGCACCAGACCAGAGAUAAACUUUGUUGCUUGCUUUAUUAUCCAUUAGAAUUUCUCUGUGUUACCUGAGAAAUUUAAUAACAGUAGUUUCCUUUUUGCUAACAGCAGUUUGUCAGCCCAGAGGUACUCCUUGCUGCCAUUCCCUGUAUUGCUCUUCCCCCUCUUUUUGUCUUGCUCUGACUGCUGCAGCAUCACUGACUGAGUCAGUGCUGAUGGGUGAAAGAAAGAAACCCUGAAGUGCAGUCCUGAAACUCUGCUGCUGCUGUGAGUCCUCCAGUACGUGGAAGGGAAAGGGUAUGAGUUGUGAUGUGCAAGUGUUAGUCCUGGGGAAAAAUCGUUCACCACACAGCCCCAUGUUCAUUUCCAAAUUUUGUCUUGAUGCUUCUGGACCUGCCAGGAAUCUACAGUGUCUGAGCUACACUGUGGGCACUGCCUUAGCAGCAGCAACAUCCAGACAUGGUGGGUCAGUCCUGCAGCCUGAGAACUGAGGCUGGGGUCUUGAAAGUUUCCCAAUGCAGGACAGUGGGCAUACAUUGUUGCUAAGUCACCAGACCUCCUCACCAGAAAUCAGAUCUUGCCCUUUGUAUUUUAAAUCUAAAAAUGUCCGGAGAUUCAGCAUGACUCCAUCCCCAAUGUCUAUAUGUGUCCUUCUCUUGCCUCUAAUGAAACUGGUCCUGCCCUCCCAAGGGGCCAGCUCUGACUGCACUUGUAAGCAGAUGUAAAGAGAUGGGGCUGCUCCCUUGUUCUGUCUUCCAGAGGCUUUUCCCUGAACACCAGGAGACAGCAGGCUCUGCCUGACAUCCUGCCACUGCUGUUGCACGUGCCGAGUGCCCGCUGGCGCUGCAUCUGCCCUGGCAGGUGUUCAGCAGGCACGACGACAACUCUGCUUGAAUAGCAUUCAUGCAACUCAUUAAAAAUGAAAUAAAAA